AAUUCAAUCCAUUCAUCCCAAUCUUCAUCAUACGGUUGCCAAAAAACGAGGAAAAUUUUCAGGCAGUGUUGCAAUCUAGAGAGAGACCGAUGGAAGUCACAAGUGUUCUACGCAUGAAUGACCAUUCUCAUCGAACAGUUGCCAGAAAAGGAAUUUUCAGGCAGUGUUGCAGUUUAGAGAGAGAGAGUCCGAUGGAAGUCGCAACUGCUCUGCGCAUGAAUGUGGUUGCCGAAAGAAGAAUUUUCAGGCAGUGUUGCAGUCUAGAGAAAGAGGGACCGAUGGAUGUCGCAAAUGUUCUACGCAUGAAUGAAGGUACAGGGAAGAUGAGCUAUGCACAAAAUUCAUGGCUUCAAAAACAUGGAAUAGAGGUGAUUAAGCCUAUAACCGAGGAGGCAGUGAUGAAUAUGCUCUCUACCCAUUUCCCUGAGAGAUUGGGAAUUGCUGAUCUCGGCUGUUCUUCUGGCCCUAACACAUUCUCAGCCUUAACCAUCAUUAUCGAAGCGGUGUGCACCAAAUAUGAGCAGGUAUCUUUGCCGAUGCCGGAGUUUCUAUUGUACCUUAAUGACCUGCCUGGAAAUGACUUCAACUCAAUAUUUAGAUCACUCCCUUCAUUCUAUGAGAUGAUGAAAGAGACAGGAGUUCCAGAGUCUUGCUUUGUGGCUGCCGUUGCCAGUUCUUUCUAUUGUAGAAGCUUUCCAUCAAACAGUUUACAUUUUGUUCAUUCUUCUUACAGUCUGCAUUGGCUAUCACAAGUUCCUCCUGCCCUCUAUGAUGAGUAUGGAAAGUCCCUUAACAAAGGCAAUGUAUACAUUACUGAAGACAGCCCAGCAAGUGUAACAUAUGCCUUUCUUCAACAAUUCCGGAACGACUUUUCUCGAUUUCUCAAGUUUCGUUCACAAGAGGUGGUCAGAGACGGGUGCAUGGUGUUAAUGUUUUAUGGUCGAAGGACAAAGCAGGCAGUUGAUGAAGAGAGUGGCGUUUUAUGGACUACUUUGAGUCAAGCUAUAAAGAAUCUGGUUUCUAAGGGAUUUAUAGAAGAUGAGAAGCUGGAUUCUUUUGAUCUGCCAUACUAUGAACCAUCUGCAGAAGAAGUUGAAGAAGAGCUGAAGAGAGAAGGCUCAUUUACAAUUUUGCAUUUCGAACAAAAGCCCAUAGCUCCAUGGGAAGCCAACAAGAAUGCAAAAAACUUAGCAUUGAUAACGAGAGCUGCGGUAGAGCCAUUAAUGAAAUAUCAUUUUGGAGAGGAAGUCAUGGACAUGAUAUUUGAAGAAUAUACUGAACUUAUGCAAUUGGAUUUCGAUGAAGGGAAAAAGAAGCUGAUUCAUUUUGUUCUUGUCUUAAAAAGAUCAAAUUGAACACACUUCGAUGCAUCGUCCACCAAACGAUCCCUUAAGUUUGACGUGUCAAUUCGUAGAGAGCUUGUUCCACUGUUUAUGUACUUUAUAUUUUGAUGUCUAUUUGUGUUGAGCUUGUUCUAUCGUUCAUUUAUGUCUAUUUUACCUAUUCAAUCUCACUUUUUUUGUAAGUUUCCAUAAA
Amborella trichopoda is the source of this 1536-nucleotide messenger RNA. RefSeq names its product putative methyltransferase TCM_000336. Gene Ontology annotation, molecular function: methyltransferase activity. Lineage: Eukaryota; Viridiplantae; Streptophyta; Magnoliopsida; Amborellales; Amborellaceae. The record is from RefSeq and is a predicted model, not a curated record.